GGUCGCUCCGGUUGGUUUCUUUUCCCUGUUGCCACUCAUCAGAGGACAAGUUUACCAACAGCCAUCAGCCAAGCACAUCCAAAUUGGAUCCAGGCCAAGAGCAGGCAGCACUGUUGAAAUCUGGGCAGCAAGGUGGAAGGGUAGCCGGGGCACCAGCUGGAUGAAAACAUGCGGGGACUGCUGGGCAGCAGCUGGAAGAAGUUUGGACAUGCUGGCCGGGGAACAUACGAGUGGUUAACCAGCGAGCCCAGCCUGCCUCUCCUGGAGACCCAGCUGCAGGGCACGCAGCGGGUGAGCUCCACCCAGGAGGAUGUGGAGCCCUUCCUGUGCAUCCUUCUGCCGGCCACUGUCCUGCUCUUCUUGGCCUUUCUGCUGUUGUUCCUGUACCGCCGCUGCAAGUCCCCGCAACCCCAGGGGCAGGUGUUCAGCGUUGACCUACCAGAGCACCCAGCGGCAGGAGAGGUCACAGACCUGCUGCCUGGCCUGGCCUGGAGCAGUGAGGACUUCCAAUACGCCCCGCUGCCCCCAGAGGCCACCCUCCCCUCCCAGUGCUCACCACCCUCCUACGAAGAGGCCACCAGAAAUCCUCCCGGGGAAGAGGCCCGGGGAUGCAGCCCUUCAGUAUGAAGAGGGCUCACCCGGACUGGAAGUGCGAAAGUACACUGCUCUUGGAGAUCACGUAGCACAUAACUCUCCACCUUUAAUAGAGCGCCCAUGAGAAGAGGAAGAAGGGCCCUAGACCCAAGAAGCUGCCAUUCAUUGGCCAACCUCUGCCAAUGGGGCACUUCAGGCUGGGGGCAAAGCUUGCAAAAUGCCAAUCUAGUUAACCUAUUUUCACAUUCUUUAGGGAAAAGUUCCACAGGUUCUUCUAAAGAUGACCGCACUCUCCUAAAAUGUGUAACCCUCCUGAGAAAAAAAGAAAAAGUUCUAUGUGAAUUGAGAAAAAAAAAAAAAAAAACAAAAAAAACACAAAAAACAACUGAAUUACUAAUGAGCAUAGGAAUGGGUUCUGAAGGGCAUGAAAAAAAAAAUUCCGGACCAGCCAAAGGUAACCACUUUUGCCACCAAAUAGAACUUUCCUCCCCAUUCCAGUUUUUCAGGGUUUCAUGGUUUGUUUCACUUCUGUAUGGAAUGCUCCUAGAUACACAGAGAGUUCUAGAAGGAGUAAAAGACAUCUCUAAAGCUGCAGGGGAUAGUUGUAUGUUUUAAAUAACAGUGAAGUAUAUUACAAUAUUAGCAAUGAAAGUAUAGAGAUUUGCAAACAUUUUAGUUAAAAAAUAAAAAAUAAUAAUAAAGCUGUCCAAA
Saimiri boliviensis boliviensis (Bolivian squirrel monkey) is the source of this 1305-nucleotide messenger RNA. It is a transcript of the gene SMIM28, whose product is annotated as small integral membrane protein 28. Lineage: Eukaryota; Metazoa; Chordata; Mammalia; Primates; Cebidae. The record is from RefSeq and is a predicted model, not a curated record.